AUGAUGUUUUUGCUCAAGUUUGUAAUCUCUGUGAUUGCCCUCCUCGCUGCCUUUGUGCUGCUCCCACAGUUUCCCCUAGGACUCCUUCGCUUGGUGCUCCGUGGCGUGGGCUGGGUCAUCCGCAAGAGGACACAGGCUCGCAGGGCCGCCAUUCUCGCUCGUGUGCGGGCAGACGAGGAGGAACUGCUCUCUAGGCAGCCAAAAUCUACUUCUACCGCGACAUCAGCAGAUGACGAAGACUGGGAGAAAGUUGACACCUCCAAUGGAUCCAACUCGGGGGAAAGCUCCGGCGUAAGCGGCAGUCAGACUUCCCGACAGUCAAAAAAUGAUGAAUGGACAGGAAUUAUAGGUUUCUUCCAUCCUUUCUGCAACGCUGGUGGAGGUGGAGAACGUGUCCUUUGGGAAGCUGUCAGGGCGACGCAGAAGCGAUGGCCCAAAGCUAUCUGUGCCAUUUACACUGGUGAUAUAGACGUUACUAAAACUGCCAUGUUGGAAAGGGUCCAGAACCGAUUCAACAUUGAUUUGCACGCUUCGACAGUCGAGCUGCUCUAUUUAUCGACUCGCAAAUAUGUCCAAAGUACCAUGUAUCCCUACAUGACUCUUCUAGGCCAGUCUCUAGGGUCGUUGAUAGUUGCCUAUGACGCCUUGACACUCGUUGCACCAGACAUUUUCAUCGACACCAUGGGCUACGCCUUCGCCGUAGCAUUUUGCAAGUUACUAUUCCCCUCCGUUCCAACAGGAGCCUACGUCCACUAUCCCACCAUCUCCACAGAUAUGCUUGAGUCUCUAGACGACAAGUCUGGUCUAAAGGGCGUCAACGCUGGCGCUGGCACUGGUCUAAAGGGCACCUUGAAGCGAAAGUACUGGCUUGCCUUUGCCCGUCUCUAUGGCUGGGUGGGGAGUCACGUCGACGUCGUCAUGUGCAACUCUUCAUGGACAUCAGCGCACAUUCGCACCAUUUGGGGCCCAUCCCGACAGCAGCCCCUCUUAUCUUCGCCUUCGCUGAAAUACAAAGACCCCGUCGUCGUCUUUCCCCCAACCGCGGUCUCGGCAAUCCAAUCGACCAUUCACGUCAACCACGAAACAGAAAUGAAACGCACACCUACAAUCCUCUACAUCGCACAAUUCCGCCCGGAAAAAAACCACCCUCUCAUCCUCCGCUCCUUCGCCUGCUUCCUUGAGCGCCAUAAGCAACAACACUCGUCAGGAGAGAGUACCGAUACAUCGACAGAACCCCAACUCCUUCUAAUCGGCACCGUCCGCCCCUCCAGUCCGGACGAGACCCACAUCUACAACCUCCGCCUUCUCGCCCACGAACUCCGCAUCCGCAACAACACAACCUUCCUCUGCGACGCCUCCUGGCCUACAAUCAUCGAUUGUCUCACCACCUCUUCAAUCGGCGUAAACGCCAUGUGGAACGAACAUUUCGGUAUCUGCGUCGUCGAGUACCAAGCCGCGGGCCUAAUCCCUGUCGUCCACGACUCCGGUGGCCCGCGCGAGGACAUCGUCGUUGAUCUUCCUGGGACAGAAGAGGGAGGGCCGAGCGGCGGUGCGACGGGCUUCCGAGCGACGAGCGAGGAGGAUUUCGCGAGUGCUUUUGAGGCGGCGUUGGCGCUGAGUGUCGAGGAGAGGGUUGCGAUGAGGGGGCGGGCGAGGGAGUCAGCCUUAAGGUUUACGGAGGAAGAGUUCUCAAGGAAGUGGGUUGGGGAGGUGGGAAAGUUGGUUGAAAUGGUUCCUACGGCUUAG
Molecule: messenger RNA, 1746 nt
Organism: Aspergillus calidoustus
Lineage: Eukaryota; Fungi; Ascomycota; Eurotiomycetes; Eurotiales; Aspergillaceae
Source: the annotation of a GenBank genome assembly